Messenger RNA from Ichthyophthirius multifiliis, 315 nucleotides. RefSeq lists its product as hypothetical. The record is from RefSeq and is a predicted model, not a curated record. The transcript is spliced from 2 exons. Lineage: Eukaryota; Ciliophora; Oligohymenophorea; Hymenostomatida.
AUGAAUAACUUAAAUAUGCGAUAACAGAGGCUAAUGUAUUAAAGAAAUGUAUUCAUCCAUUUAUUUUAGAGUUACAUUAUGCUUUUUAGAAUGUUAUAUAUAGGGAUUUAAAACCAGAUAAUAUAUUAAUUGGAAACGAUGGGCAUAUUAAAUUAGCUGAUUUUGGACUUUCUAAAGAAAAUGUACAUGAUAUAUCAGUAACCAAAUCUUUUUGUGGAACACCGGCUUAUUUAUCACCGGAAAUGCUUGUUAACAAAGGAGUUACUAAAUGCUCUGAUUUGUACGGAAUUGGGGCAUUGUUAUAUGAAAUGUUGA